ACAGCUCAACACGACACUCUCUUUCCAAACCAUGAAAAAACAUCAACUUCCAAAACCCUCCUUUUAAUUACUCCUCUUGCCUUUCCCUUCACCUAAAACCUUAUAAACAGAAAAGUGACAGAAAGUGAAACACAAGAGACAAAAUGAUAACUGUCAGCUCUUUAAACACCGCAUCAUCAACAACAACCACCACGCCAAUAUUCCCACUACCGGCGACGGCACAACGGUCGCCGUGGCACUCUCCCAGGCUGUACCUCUUCGGCGGCCUGGCCGCAAUGCUGUGCCUGAUCGCGUUAGCACUCUUGAUCCUCUUCUGCUCCUUCCGAAUCCGAAGGCUCUCCCGCUGGUAUGAAAACGGCGAGAGCGAUCUCGAGGCCGGCGACGACAAGAAAAAGCCCAAUUCCGUCAAGGCCUUGCCAGAAUUCGAAGAGAAGUAUUUGGUGAUAAUGGCAGGUGAUGUGAACCCGACGUUUUUAGCCACUCCCGUGUGCAGCAAGGCUUGUUCGUUUGAGCAGGAUGCCAAAGUGAAGAGAGAGGAAAUGGAGAGAGAGAGAAAGUUGAUUUACAGUAUUAGAUAACGAGAAGCCAAAAAAAGAUAUGGUUCAUGAUGAUCGGAUGGCCACAACAACAGAAGAAGAGUGUACAGAGUCUGAAUCUGAAAAUCGGACCCAAGAAAACCCAGAUAAUAGCAUGGAGCAAAACCACUGAACGGCAGUUUUUGCAUCAAUUUUGAGAGAGAGAGAGUUUUCUCUGUUUUUUGUUCCUUAAUUGUAAGUCUUUUGUUGGGUGCGUAGUUGGGUUUUGCUUCUUAUGAUCGGGGAAAUGUGAAUUUUUUGAGAUGAAAUAUGAGAAGAACAAUUUUGCCUUAAAUUACUAACGAAAUCCAACAUCUGAUACAUUCAUACACCUCUUCUUCU
Rhododendron vialii is the source of this 917-nucleotide messenger RNA. Its product is annotated as protein GLUTAMINE DUMPER 2-like. NCBI's taxonomy places the organism in Eukaryota, Viridiplantae, Streptophyta, Magnoliopsida, Ericales, Ericaceae. The transcript has a single exon. The coding region runs from base 144 to 578 and encodes 144 amino acids. The record is from RefSeq and is a predicted model, not a curated record. Gene Ontology annotation, biological process: regulation of amino acid export.